AGUCUCUCCAUGGGCCUUCAUCCUGAACUUAUUAUCAUAGUCUCAUAGAGUACCUCUACACAKUGUUUGUUGAACUUUCUCCCUUGAUCGAUCAGAGCAGAAAUUCUUUAAUUAAGGGUACGACUAAAAAUAUAGUUCGGUUUCGUAAACUUUGGAAAAAUAUUGUCUAAUUAAGUGCCUUGCGAACGUGAACAAAGGAAAGCUCAAAAGUAAACAGACUCRUUAGCAUUAUUCCAUUUGUUUUAGCUAUUUGUACGUCUAAGGCUGUUUAGUUCCUAGCAACGGGCUUUUAUUUAGGCUAAAAACGCUGUGAUCUUUGACUCUGUCAGCGAUGUUUAAGCCAUGAUGGUAGCGACAGUGACUCUUGUGGAUGAUACUAAAGACUAUAAAGAGUCCUUCAGGAAGAUACAGGAAUUAAAGUCGGAUCUUUUCAAUGCGUUAAUACUUAUAAUGGAUUCUAAUAGAGUGCUGAAUUGUAGGUUAUAGAAAAACUCAAGGGUAAAAGAGAUGGUUCCAUUUGGAUAGACCAUUACAAUGGAUGUCCUGACAAAUGGAUUAUGGAAAGCAAGUGAUGUUAAUCAGACCGAAUUACUUUCUUUGUUAGGUAGCCAUAARCCACUCGCUGAAUAAUUCUAGCAAGGUUUACCUUAGACAACGASACAAACAAAGUCGUUGUCACGAAGACUUGAAAAAAGAUCAAACAUAUAUGGAAAUAGCCUGAGAUGUUUUCAAGCUAUAUUGACCGACAGAAAUCCAAAGUUGGAAGUUCAGAGAAGUCCCAGAAAGUUCACUCAGCUAAUUGGAAAGAGGAGGUUCAGUUUAGAAAGGAACUUGAGUGUCUAAAUAGACAAGAGAGGCAACGCGUUAGUAGAAUAUCUAUUGAUCAAAGACUGGCUGUAAAUCGCUUUCACAAUAAACUUUCAAAAAGUGUCCUGAUUGCAAAAAAUCAUGAAAAGGCCAUUGCUGAUCUGGAUCAGAAGAGAGAGAAGACUGAAAAGGCGCUUCAAUAUCAACCAGAUCUUUAUCAACACAUGAGGAACAUUCGAUGCCUUAAUGCUUUUCCUAAACCAGCCGUUCCAAGGUUUAAUAAACGAAGAUCGAAAUCUUGUGAACCGRCGAAGAAAACCCAAAAUAUUGACGCUGAUGAUACAAAUAAGCAAGUCAAGGUUGAUACCAAGGUUGGACCUGAGAAAGAUGUCAUGCCAAGACCAAUGACAGCACUGGAAAAAAGAAACCGACUCUGGGAAAGGCAGUUGAAUAGUGUAACUCAGCGAAUCAACCGAGCGCGUAGUGCACCAGCUACUAAAACAUCAUUUUAUAAAGUACCAGAAUUUAAUCCGUUAGAAACUAUUAAGAAGACUGGGGAAWAUGGACGAACUCCUACUAGACAAAGAGGAAGGACUUAUGCUGUAGAUAUGGAUGUUUAUAGGUAUCUACGUGAAAAAGAGAUUUUGAAAGAAAGAGACGCAGUUAAAGCUUUUCUGAGGAGUGUUGAGUCGUUAGAGCUGAUACCCUGGACACCUUUUGACUCAGACAUUGAUCCACAUUCAGAAACAUAUUUGACAUCUAAUAAUAUUGAUGAUGAAGCGAAUACUACACAACAAGAAGAGGGUACGAGUAGGACUUCUAAUAAAACUGAUAAAACUGAUACAAACCGACGACUGUCCGUUAUUGCAAGCAGGCAUCCAACAAAUGCAUGGACGUAAAAAAUAUAUAUUUCAAUUCUGCGAAUAAUUAAGAGAUAAAAUCAYAAUGUAAGCUAUAUUUCUUUAUUGAACAAGGAUAACAUAUUUUGAGCAUAGCUCACUAUKGCUGGGCACUGGUGGACCUGCAAAGCCAUUACAUAAUCUUACCUUUUAUACAAUACAAUUAUACUUAAAAUGUUUGGGUCAUGUGACUACCUGCGACAAUGCAUGCCUCAUAAUCAACAUUCGCCCGCAGACUCGUUGCAGCUUUGCUCUUACAGAUAUCUAUGCAAGAACAAAUGAAUUGCUCAKUGUUUAAAAGAGUAUUACACAAAUGAGUCUGUGUAUGUAGCUAAUGUUAAAUAUUUAUUUAUUUAUUUAUUUACUAUUAGUUAUAUAGCUGAUGCUUGUGUUGGUGUUGAAAGUGUUAGCCAAAGACUUAUACUUCGUUCACAGACUUCUACUUUAGACAUCUUUAAAAGUUGUUUAGUUUAACCCCGCACACGGCUAACUAAKUCAAAUGAUAGUGAUGAGGUCAGAGCAAAAGAAAUGCUUACCCCUCAUUACUGCAGGCUACAUAAAUGCCACAAUCAGUACGRCAAAAUGAGCGAGUCAUAAUUCAGGUGAAAACCAAUAGUCUCAAAAUACAAUUUCAAUGGMAGUAAAGUAAAGGAACGUAGGUUAAAAAAUACAACUAUUAAUAGCUAUUAUUACCGUAACUUAUCAAAAUAAGUUACGCUGUACAGAAACAUUUCAAUUUUCGUCGCGAUGCGAAACAAAAACCCUUAUCUCGAAUAAAGUAGGCACUUCUGCAACUGAUUAAA
Messenger RNA from Actinia tenebrosa (Australian red waratah sea anemone), 2509 nucleotides. RefSeq lists its product as uncharacterized. The record is from RefSeq and is a predicted model, not a curated record. Lineage: Eukaryota; Metazoa; Cnidaria; Anthozoa; Actiniaria; Actiniidae.